AAAGGAAAAAGGGUCAAGAUCAACGGUCGCGAUCGCUCCAACGGCUCUCCCCGUCUCCGCGUCGGGGGGACUGUUCCGUCGUCUUCUCCAUCGUCCUCCUCCGCCUGUCGCUUCCACACCUCUCUCUCUCUCCUCUCUCUCUCUAAAGAGACGUGACGGACGGCAUUGGAGGCGUCCCCACCGUACGCUCGGAAGCAGCCGAUCUCCUCCCUUCUGAACAAGACACAGAAUUUAUAAUAUUCAGCUCUCGACCGGCGCGCGUUCCUCCCGGUUCACACCAUCUUCGUCUCAUUUUCUCGCAUUUUCUCGGAUUCCACAUUCUCGGAUUCCUGGAUUCUCGGAUUUUUCUUCCUUGUUUUCUCUCCCUUCAGAAGUUGAAAUUUUGAAAAUCCUUCUCUCCGCCCGUCCGCCUCGUUCAAAUGUAGCCCGCCAUCGCUCGGCGUUCUCGAGGGCGAUGCUCGUCGUCGCGGCAUUUCCGGAAUUCGUCUCCUUCGAAUUGCCUCCGUUUUCGCCGCGUCUUCGGUUCCGUUUCUUCUCUUUUUUUUCCUUUCUUUUUUGGGGUCUCCGAUCAUUUUGAAAAUCUAGCGUCAGCUCCGGAAACGGAAAGUCGGCUGGCGACAUUCCCUUUCCUUUUCUUUCUCUUUCAGACGUUACGGUUUUCGAAUUCGGUUUUGGAGUUUAGGGUUUUAUCGCAAUCGCUUGCGCGAGCCAUCGUUGGGUAAUAGAUAAGCCUUCGAGCUCCGGCGGCGUGACUAGGCGCGGCGGGAUUUGAUGCGAACUGUCGAAACAUGCCCAGCUUGAAGGCUCCCGCUGCUGCUGCUGCUGCUGCUGCUGCUGCGAGGAAGACCGCCACCACCUUAACGGUUGCCGUUAAGUGUAGACCCUUUGCGCGGAGAGAUUACGGCCGCAAUAUCGUUAGAGUUAGCGAUAGUAAGGAGGUUCUUGUUUUAGAUCCUGAUUUGUCGAAGGACUACCUUGACCGCAUACAAAAUCGAACCAAAGAGAAGAAGUACCGUUUUGAUCAUGCGUUCGGUCCCGAAUGUUCCAAUAGGGAUGUGUACAGUAGAUGUAUAGAUUCAACAAUUUCUGGAGUUGUUCAAGGUCUCAAUGCAACCGUCUUUGCUUAUGGUUCAACCGGAAGUGGAAAGACAUACACAAUGGUUGGAACUAAGAAUGACCCGGGACUUAUGGUUCUUAGCUUGCAUACAAUCUUUCGCCUUAUCAAGCAGGACAGUAGUUCCGAUGAGUUUCAAGUUAACUGUUCCUACCUUGAAGUUUACAAUGAAGUUAUCUACGAUUUGCUCGAGAAAUCAUCGGGUCAUCUGGAACUCAGGGAGGAUCCUGUUCAAGGAAUUGUUGUUGCUGGCUUGAAGUCAAUUAAGGUUCACUCAGCAGAUAAAAUACUUGAACUUCUCAAUCUAGGAAACAGCCGAAGAAAAACAGAGAGCACAGAGGCUAAUGCAACAUCGUCAAGAUCACAUGCGGUUCUGGAGAUUACUGUGAAAAGAAAACAAAAGAACAAGUAUCGAAAUCAAGUAAUGCAAGGAAAACUUGCACUUGUGGAUCUUGCUGGCAGUGAACGAGCUUCUGAGACAAACAAUGGAGGGCAGAAGCUCAGAGAUGGAGCUAAUAUUAACCGCUCGCUUCUUGCAUUAGCGAAUUGCAUUAAUGCCUUAGGGAAACAGCAAAAGAAGGGCCUGGCCUACGUUCCUUAUCGAAAUAGCAAAUUGACACGGAUCCUUAAAGAUGGUUUGAGCGGUAAUUCUCAAACAGUUAUGGUGGCUACAAUAUCUCCUGCCGACAGUCAAUAUCAUCACACAGUCAAUACCUUAAAGUAUGCCGACCGAGCCAAGGAAAUAAAGACGCAUAUCCAGAAAAACAUUGGCACAAUUGACACCCACGUGUCAGAUUACCAGCGAAUGAUUGACAGUCUUCAGGGAGAGGUUUAUCACUUGAAGAAGGAAUUGGCUGAGAAGGAGUCCCAACUUAAUGUCAGAUCUACUGACAAAGUUGCAGAUGAUGAGUUGUCUUGGUUAAAUUUACUGAGCCAAGAAACCAGUGAAAAUGUUCAGGAAAGGAUAAACUUACAGAAGGCAAUGUUUGAGCUUGAGGAAAUUAAUCUUCGUAACCGUGUUGAGCUCCAACAUCUUGAUGAUGCAAUUGCAAAACAACAGGCAAUUGAAAAAUGUGGUCCAGUUGUCAAAACUUUGAGAGCUAGGCGACAAGUAAUUCUUGAUAACAUCAGGGACAACGAUGAAGCCGGUUUCAAUUAUAAGAAGGAAAUUGAGGCAAAUGAGAAGCAUCGAUCUGAGCUACAAGAGAAGAUUAAUGAAGCAAUCAGUCACAAUGGAAACAAAACAUACUUGCGUAUUCUUAGUCAGUACCGACUCUUGGGGAUGUCAAACACUGAGCUUCAGUUCGAAAUUGCAAUGAGGGAUCAAGUGAUUCAUAAUCAACGAGAAGCACAGAGAAAUCUUUGGAACAUGGUAAUGGGGCUGGGGCUCGAGUCACUUGAUAAGAAAAGGCUGUUGGAUGUCGCAGCUUGGCAGGGAAUACCAAUUGAAGACUACAUGAUGACACCUUAUAUGGGGCUGUCAGAUAAUAGUCACCUAGAAAAUGUGGCUUCUCACAGAUUUCUCCCUUUUGGGAGUUCCCCAUGCACGGGCAGUUCUCUAUCCAAAUCAUCUGGCAACUUACAUCACCAUCAAUUCUUCUACAGUGGGCCCACUUCCUCAGGCAAUUGGAGUGCGUUGUGCAGGGAGGAGCAUCACAGUUCAUACUACUUACUAUCUCAUGAUGUUUCGCAAUCGCCCCAUUUGAGGUCGAGCGAGAGUCCUGAAGAUUGUGCUUGUGGUAGGCCAAGGUCACAGUUCGGCACACCUGACGUGUCUCACCGAGGUUCAUGCCGUCCCUCUCCAGAGGUGACAUGUGAGCCUUCACCUUGUCAAAGUCGUUUAUCUUCUAGUGUUACUUUUGCACAGCAGCAUGAGUUAAGCUUCUCGAGGGGUUCUGGAAUUGCUACUUCUGGGCAGCAUUUUUAUGAGGAUCGUGAUGGAAAUAGAAGCAAGCAAGAGUCAUAUGUCAUGAGCCAUUCCAGCAGAAACCAAGUUUUCCUUCCUCAUAGCUCAUUGGCACAGUCCUCUGGCAUGGAAAGAAGAGAUGACCCUUAUCAAGAAACUGAACCGAAAUUGCAAUAAAUAUCCUACAUCAAAUUCGUAUUCUAGCCUGCAACCUGCUGCAUUCGAUUCAUCUAGCCCUGAUUCUAAACUGCUGCCUUUGAAGCUUUUCUUGUCUUGUUUUCUUCUGGCCCCACCCUUUACAAACAUUCACUCAUUUACCAUUCUUUCCUUCUAUUCAUUCCAGCAAUUGUACAUACAGGUUAUAGUGCCAUGCUUCAGGUAGUUGCAUUGCAAAGUUUAGUCUUACUUUAGUACCGAGAAGUUAGGAGAGAAGAUCCAGAUCUUCAGGAUGAGCGGCGAGUUAGAUGUUUUUUGGCUUUUCAGUUUGUAGAUUGUAGAUGCAGUAGUUGUUGUAUAUAGUUCGUGCAUACUUGUAAAUCCUCAUGUGUUCGUCCCGCUGAUUGAUCAAGUCCAUUGCUUGGAUUAGAGAUGGACAGACAUUCAAAUGUAACUCAAUUUCUCAGGUUUCCUCUAGCACAUUCUUUUCAGAUCUUACCAAAAUUUUGUUUUC
Eucalyptus grandis is the source of this 3690-nucleotide messenger RNA. Its product is annotated as kinesin-like protein KIN-8B. NCBI's taxonomy places the organism in Eukaryota, Viridiplantae, Streptophyta, Magnoliopsida, Myrtales, Myrtaceae. Gene Ontology annotation, biological process: microtubule-based movement. The transcript has 15 exons. Bases 789 to 3197 code for a protein of 802 amino acids. The record is from RefSeq and is a predicted model, not a curated record. Gene Ontology annotation, molecular function: microtubule motor activity; ATP binding; microtubule binding.